Molecule: messenger RNA, 1354 nt
Organism: Phytomonas sp. Hart1
Lineage: Eukaryota; Euglenozoa; Kinetoplastea; Trypanosomatida; Trypanosomatidae
Source: the annotation of a GenBank genome assembly
CGCAAAUACAUAGGCACCAACACAUAGCAUAAUGACUAUGAACGCGUUAUUUGCUUCUGUUCCUAUAGAUUUGCAACGAUUUGAGCUCAGUAGCCUCCCAAAACACCGAGAACGUUUGUUAACUGGACAUAGCAAUCGCCGAGCGUUCGAAGCAGAACGCAUCCGGGAGCUUGAAAGACUUUUCUUAAAGCCACAGACCGCUAAAUCUGAGGCUAAAGGAUCAUGCAGAGGGCACCCUUUGUCUGUUGGGGCGAUCCUUUGCCGCUCCGAGUAUGGAACUGUACGGCAACCCUCUACCAAGACCUCGCUUCAACAUAGGAGGAUGAAGGGAGAGACGAAUGCCCAGAAUGAAUCUUUGCCGAAGCCUUCCCAGAUAACAGUGGCUGAAGAAGCACCCUCCACAAAUGUAAGAUUUUUAUUAUCAAAUGGUGUCAAAAAGGAGGAACCUAACUCUGAGGCCAAAGAUGUGAUAAAAUGCCAAGACCUUGAUAGCAUUUCCGGAAGAUGCCGGAGAAGGAUGCCUCAAGCAACGAUUCCAGAACCCGUUCACCCCACCAUUAUCGCUCUACUGUCCGAUAACAAGCGUGGAAAGGGACAUAUCAAGACUGUUGAAAACCAUUUUAUUAGCGCGAUGCAACCAUCAACUCUCCAGACAACUUCGAGAAGGACAUUAAAUCACCUCGAAAUCGAUGGCAAUACAGUUAACACGACGAGUUCGAGUGGAGAUGAUAGGCCCCGCGCGUAUGCUACCACCACUGCUCGUGGCGGUGGGCAGUUGGAGUACGAUGAUCCCCUUGUCAACCCAUAUUGUCGAAACGCCCUUGUGGCGCGGCACCACCAGCGGAGCCGUCGUCGAGAGGCGGCAAGUACUUUUCCUUUGAUUUCCCCCCGCGAAGAUUUCUCUGCAGCCGAAGACAACAUUCCUACCGAUUUGGAUGUAGUGGGUUCUGGACAAGUCGUGUUACGUCAAGAAAAGACCGUACAAGAAGAACAAAGCGUGGUGGCACCCCCUUUCAGUAGAGGUCGGGUCGAGCUUACGGAGAGCAAUAAACCACCUUCAACCACCUUUGAGGACAUCCAACGAAGGCAUCGCGCACGGGAGAUGGAAUGGAUCACCUCCUAUACCCCCUCAUUGCGCCUGCAUAACACCAGGCCCAGUCUCGGCCGCGUCGGCUAUACAGACUACAGCCUCACAUUUAACCGUGUGCAGGCAGAUCCGUCCUCGAAGAUGUAUGCUGGCGCCGAUGAGCGCUUCCGGACCAUUCAACGAUACCCACUUGAAACCCCCAACCUCUGGCAGCUUCAGCAGCGGAAGGAAAAGCGACAAAAGGAGUUGAAAUAUUCAGAUUCUUAA